This is a messenger RNA of Rhipicephalus sanguineus (brown dog tick), 2910 nucleotides long. RefSeq lists its product as uncharacterized. The record is from RefSeq and is a predicted model, not a curated record. NCBI's taxonomy places the organism in Eukaryota, Metazoa, Arthropoda, Arachnida, Ixodida, Ixodidae. Gene Ontology annotation, molecular function: zinc ion binding; nucleic acid binding. Bases 1 to 2910 code for a protein of 969 amino acids. Gene Ontology annotation, biological process: DNA integration. The transcript is spliced from 3 exons.
AUGCUAGAGCUGGCAGACCAGUUUCUGGAAGCUCAGGGUGGAGCGAGCCUCGCAAAAACGAAGAAAGAUAGUCCUCUCACGGACGAGAAGGGCAAAUACGAGAAGGGAGGCAAUAGCCACGCACCGCUACCACGGUGCUAUAAUUGCAAUCGGGGAAAUCAUCCGCCGCACUUAUGUCGCAACAGACCUGCCGCCAAUAUAGCCAUCGUCUGUUUCAAGUGUGGGAAAAAGGGACAUAGGGCAAACGACUGCCGGUCAGGAUCAACUAACGCACUCCAGGCGUCCUGCCUCUACGCACCAAGGGAAACGCGUGAGGAUCCCAUACGCGAUGGGUAUAUAGAGCUUAGGAAUGGCGAAAAAGUCCCCGUCGUCAACGCCGUAAAGGUGACACCGCCGAAAGAUCUGGUCGGGAACCUGCCAGUGGUCACAGGCACCCUCCGAGGCGCAGACAUCUCAGUGUUGCGGGAUACGGGGUGCAACACGGUAACUGUGCGGAGGAAGCUGGUAAAGGAAGACGAGCUGACCGGUACAAGCAGACUCGUCUACUUGGUCGACGGAACAGCGAGGAUGCUGCCCGAAGCACGGAUUGAGGUUGACACUCCGUACUUUACUGGCCACCUUACAGCACUGUGCCUGCAAGAUCCACUGUAUGACCUCAUUCUGGGCAACAUCGAUGGCGCAAGACCUCCUGAUGAUCCGAGGAAGGAGACCGAAGAACCUGUCUCGACGGAGGAGUUAAGGGAAGAGCCUAUAGCAGCAGCUAUCACCCGUUCUCAAGCGCAUGCACAGCCGGAAAAAUUUGCCAAACUUCGCACGCCUGAGACCACGGCGGGAUUGCCAGGAGAGGACGACUAUGGCUGCGAGCAGAGAAGAGAUGCGACACUCAAGCAAUGUUUUGAGAAGAUCGGCAGGAAGCAAACAUGCCGAAAUGAGAAGGGAAGCGUCGAGUAUAAGCAAGAACAGGGACUGCUAUACCGGCGGUACACAGAGGCCAACGGACGGCUGGUACGCCAACUAGUCGUGCCGCACUGCCACCGAGAAGCUGUACUUAAAACAGCACACGAUGGUAUAAUGGCAGGACACUUGGGCACACAAAAAACCAAGGAACGGAUCUCCGAGGAGUUCUUUUGGCCAGGCAUCACCGCUGAUGUAAAAAGGUUCGUCGCAUCAUGUGACAUCUGUCAGCGCACCGUACCGAAGGGCCGGGUACCACAUGUUCCACUGGGGAGGGCACCCAUAAUCGACACCCCGUACAAGCGAGUGGCGAUCGAUAUAGUGGGACCGAUUCACCCGCCCUCAAAGCAUGGAAACAGAUACAUUUUGACUUUGAUGGAUUAUGUCACCCGGUAUCCAGACGCAGUGGCGCUCCCGAGUAUCGAAACUGAGCGAGUGGCCGAGGCCCUGGUCGAGAUGUUCUCCCGAUUUGGCGUCCCCCGCGGGGAUCUAAGCGACUGUGGCACGAACUUCACGUCGGACCUGAUGAAGGAAGUAGCGCGGCUCCUUUCCGUGCGCCAGCUCCACACCACCCCAUAUCACCCAAUGGCAAAUGGCUUGGUGGAAAAAUUCAAUGGCACCUUAAAAUUAAUGUUGAAGCGCAUGUGCGCCGAAAAACCGAGAGAUUGGGACCGCUACCUGGCACCUCUCCUCUUCGCCUAUCGGGAGGUUCCGCAGGAGCUGUGGACGAACGCCGACUUGACUGAAGAAGCUAAGACGACGUACCAGCAUGUCUUCGACCUUCGGAACCGCUUGGAGGAAACGUGCCGCCUGGCACACGAGGAGUUGGAAAAAGCUGGAGCGCGGUACACGAAGCUGUACAAUCGCAAGGCGAAGGAGCGGAGUUUCGACCCCGGAGACAAGGUACUGAUUUUGCUCCCCACCGACACGAACAAGCUGCUGCUGCAAUGGAAGGGUCCUUUUGAAGUAAGGGAAAAGAAAGGUGAAGCUGACUACGUCGUAGACACGGCUGGCGGCAGAAAAAUCUUCCACGCCAACUUACUGAAAAGAUACGAGGAGAGGGACGGCCGCACUACCAAGGUGAGCAACGUGACGUUUGGUGUUGUGGAAUCGAGCGAGGACGAGAAUAUUCCAACCCCUGACUGGCUGAAAUUGGAAGGGGAACAAGAAGUGAAGCUCUCCGACAAACUGGACGCUCAGCAGAUUGGACAGCUGCAAGGAAUUGUUGGGGAACACGCUCGUAUUUUCUCGGAUGUCCCGGGCAAAACUGACUGGGUCUACUGCAACCUCGAACUCACCGCGAGUAACCCCGUACACGUGAAACAAUACCCUCUUCCCUUUGCAACGCGGGAAGGUGUAGAGAAGGAGGUGCGAGAGAUGGAGAAGCUCGGCAUCAUCGAGAAAUCAGAGUCACCUUAUAAUUCGCCAGUGAUUUUGGUAAAGAAACCCGACGUCGGUACAAAUCGACUGUGUAUUGAUUUUCGACGCCUGAACAACGUUCUGGUGGCUGAUUCCGAACCUAUGACAAGAACUGACGCGGUGUUUGCUACAGUGGCAAAUAAGAAGUAUUUCUCGAAGCUCGACUUCGUGAAGGGCUAUUGGCAGAUACCGCUAACCGAAGAGUCCAAAGCGAAGACGGCCUUCUCGACGACAUCGGGACUAUACCAAUUCCGCUACAUGCCAUUCGGCAUCAAGACAGCGCCUGCUGUAUUUGCUAAGUUGAUGCGGAAGGUUGCGGAAGGUAUACCCGGUGUGGACCAUUAUUACGAUGAUGUACUAGUAGCCACCGAAACAUGGGAAGAGCACCUGAGGUCCCUGGGACUGCUUUUUGAGCGCAUACAGAGGGCCGGGCUUACGGUGCGCCCAAGUUACAACCACUGGGGAAAACACUCGACAAGAUCGAAGCUGCACCACGUCCUUCAACCAAGCGACAAGUACGCGCCUUCCUCGGUUUGA